AUGGAAGUUGCUAAAACAUUCGAGGAAUGCGAUGAGGUUAACGACUGUAUCUGGUUUUUGAAAAAGGGGUUAGAGUCAUAUGAACAUCUCCAACAUCGUCAGCAAAACCGACGCAAAAGACGUCAGAACCGCACUACAAUCCAACCAGACAGCGACUUGAGUUCAAUAUCAGGAAGCGAUGAAGCUGAGGCUACUUCAGAUGAAGAGGGCCUUGUUGUUAUGCGGAAAAAGCAAGCACAAGUGGUGCGCAAUAUGGAAACUCGAGUCCAUGAGCGCAUUGAAGAAUUUAAGCGAAGAUAUCCGCAAUGGAAGAAGUCUUAUGACCCUAUCUUGAGGAAGUUGAAUCGCCGUCUAGAAAGAGUUGAAUAA
Messenger RNA from Ilyonectria robusta, 369 nucleotides. RefSeq lists its product as uncharacterized. The record is from RefSeq and is a predicted model, not a curated record. The transcript has a single exon. The coding region runs from base 1 to 369 and encodes 122 amino acids. Lineage: Eukaryota; Fungi; Ascomycota; Sordariomycetes; Hypocreales; Nectriaceae.